AUGAAGGACCUGGACCUGGAGGCCCUGUCCUUUUCGCAGGGCAGCCACUUGAACAGCAACAAGAAAGUGGUGCUUCCGGAGGGGACGUGGCGGGCCCUGAAGAAGGGCUACGAGGAGGUGCACGUCCCGGCCGUCAAGCACGUCCCGGACGCGAACGAGCGGCUGGUGGAGAUUGAGGAACUGCCCGCCUGGACCCACAGAGCCUUCGAGGGCAUGACCAUGCUGAACCGGGUGCAGAGCAAGAUGUGCUCCUCUGCCCUCUAUUCCUCGGAAAACCUCCUCCUAUGCGCGCCCACGGGUGCGGGCAAGACCAACGUGGCGAUGCUCUGUAUCUUGAACGAGAUUGGGCAACACCUGCGGGAGGACGGGAGCGUGGAUUUGGACGCGUUCAAGAUCGUGUACGUGGCGCCCAUGAAGGCCCUCGUCCAAGAGUGCGUCUUGAAUUUCGGGAAGCGUCUGGCCCCGUUUGGCAUCGCGGUGCGGGAGUUGUCGGGGGACCAGUCCUUGACGCGGGCGCAGAUCAACAGCACGCAGGUGAUCGUGACCACGCCGGAGAAAUGGGACAUCAUCACGCGGAAGGCGGGCGAUCGCACUUACACCCAACUGGUCCGCUUGAUGAUCAUCGAUGAGAUCCAUUUGCUGCACGACGAGCGGGGCCCGGUCUUGGAGAGCAUCGUCGCCCGCACCAUUCGGCAGAUCGAAACCACGCAGGAAAUGGUGCGGAUCGUAGGCCUGUCGGCGACAUUGCCCAAUUACGAGGACGUGGCGACCUUCCUGCGGGUGAACCCGGACAAGGGCUUGUUUUUCUUUGACAACAGCUACCGGCCCGUUCCCCUGCAGCAGCAGUACAUCGGGAUCACAGAGCGGAAGGCCAUCAAGCGCUUCCAACUCAUGAACGAGAUAUGCUACGAAAAGGUACUGGAACAAGCGGGGCAGAACCAGGUGUUGAUUUUCGUUCACUCCCGGGCCGAGACCGCUAAAACCGCUAAGGCGUUGCGGGAGCUGGCCAUCGAAAACGACACAGUCGGGCAGUUUGUGGCUGAGGACGGGGCUAGCAAGGCGGUGCUCGUACACGAGGCGGAGCAAACCAAGAACGAAGACCUGAAAGACUUAUUGCCCUAUGGCUUUGCCAUCCACCACGCCGGAAUGAACCGCGCGGACCGGACAGCCGUGGAAGACUUGUUUGCGGCCAAACAUGCCCAAGUCUUGGUGUCGACCGCCACCCUGGCCUGGGGAGUGAACCUCCCCGCGCAUACGGUCAUCAUCAAAGGCACGCAAAUCUACAACCCGGAGAAGGGACGGUGGACCGAGCUCUCCCCCUUGGAUAUCAUGCAAAUGAUGGGGCGGGCCGGGCGUCCCCAGUACGAUUCCUCGGGCGAAGGGAUCAUCAUCACCCAGCACUCGGAGCUCCAGUACUACCUCUCCCUCAUGAACCGGCAGUUGCCCGUCGAGUCCCAGUACGUGAAGCGCCUGACCGACAACAUGAAUGCGGAGAUCGUCCUGGGCUCGGUACAGACCCUCCGAGAAGCCGUGCACUGGCUGGGCUACACCUACCUGUACGUGCGCAUGCUUCGGAAUCCUACCUUGUAUGGGGUCGGGGUGGACGAGGCGGAGAAGGAUCCUCUACUGGAACAGCGACGAACCGACUUGGUACAUACGGCGGCCAGCACGUUGGAUAAAAACAACCUGAUCAAGUAUGACCGGAAAACGGGCGCGUUUCAAGUGACUCCGCUUGGGAGGGUCGCGGCCUACUACUACAUUACCCACCAGUCCAUGGCCGUGUACGCUGACUAUCUAAAGCCAACCAUGAGCGACAUUGAGCUCUUUCGCCUCUUCUCUCUGUCGUCGGAGUUCAAGAACAUCCACGUGCGCGAAGAAGAGAAGUUGGAACUGGCAAAACUGGCGGCCCGGGUGCCCAUCCCUAUCAAGGAUUCUAUAGAAGACUCGCUUGCGAAGGUGAAUGUCCUCCUGCAGGCCUAUAUCUCUGGCCUCCGGCUGGAAGGCUUUGCUCUGGUCGCGGAUAUGCAAUACGUCCAGCAGUCGGCGAAUCGCAUCAUGCGGGCUUUAUUCGAGAUCUCGCUCAAGAAAGGUUGGGCGGCUUUGGCGGACAAGACUUUGAACCUGUGCAAGAUGGCAGAAAGGCGUAUGUGGCUGUCUCAAUCCCCCCUCCGACAGUUUCGGGCAAUCCCCGAAGCGAUCGCUCGCAAAUUGGAGAAGAAGGACAUCCCUUGGGAAAGGUAUUUCGACAUGACUCCACAAGACUUGGGGGAGCUCAUCAAGCUGCCUCGGAUGGGCAAACCCCUCCAUCAAUUUGUCCACCAGUUCCCGAAGGUCGAAUUGUCCGUCCACGUGCAGCCCAUCACGCGAUCCUUGCUCAAGGUCGAGUUGACCGUCCAUCCGGAUUUCAUCUUCAACGUGGACGUGCACGAGAACGGGGUGCUCUUCUGGAUCAUGGUCGAGGAUGCGGAUCAAGAACAGAUCCUACACUAUGAGCCCUUCCUGCUCAAGGCGGCCUUUGCCGGCGACGAGCACGUGGUCAAUUUCACUGUCCCCAUCCUCGAUCCCCUGCCGCCACAAUAUUUCGUCCGGGUGGUGGCGGAUCGAUGGCUGCAUUCCGAAACAGUGCAAGCCAUCUCUUUCCGCUCUCUGAUCCUCCCGAACAAAUUUCCGCCGCACACGGAGCUUCUGGAUCUGCAACCCCUACCCAUCUCCGCCCUCCGGGCCCCCACUCUCCUGGAGCCCGUGCUUGCCGCCCGUGGGUACACGCACUUCAACGCACUCCAGACUCAGGCUUUCACAGAACUCUACGAUACGGACAACAACGUUUUGAUAUGCGCCCCCCCGGGAUCGGGCAAAAAGCUCUGUGCCGAGUUUGCCAUGUUCCGCUUGUUCAAGCUACAGGUUCUGGCAGAGGGGGACGGGGAAGGGCAGGGUGGGAAAGUUGUGUACGUCCACAGCAAGGCGGAGGCGGUGAAGAAUCGAUACGCCGACUGGGCGAGCCUGUUGGGAGAGAAAGGGCCCUUGAACAAGCGCGUGGUGAUGUUGACCGGGGACGCCACUUUGGACAACAAACUUUUGGAAAGUGCCGACGUCGCCGUUUCUACCGCCGAGGCCUGGGAUGUACUCUCCCGUCGAUGGCGGCAGCGGAAAGCUGUGCAACAGGUGUCUCUGUUCAUCUCGGAUGACCUGCACUUGAUCGGGUCAUCCGGAGGCUCGACAUUGGAGAUGGUGGUCAGCCGGAUGCGCCUUUUCCCUUUUGAAUUGGAACGAAAGGUGCGGAUUGUGGGCCUGGCGGCCUGUGUGGCGAAUGCGAAGGACAUAGGGGACUGGAUUGGAGCCACGGCGCACGGAUUGUUCAAUUUCCGCCCCGAUGUGCCGGGCGUGCGGCCCGUGCCUCUGGAGAUCCAUGUGCAAGGUUUCGAGAUCUCGCACUUCUCCUCAAGGAUGCUGAGCAUGGCCAAACCUGUGUAUAACGCAGUGGCGGGCCACGGGGGUAAGGAUGGAAAGCCCUCUCUGGUCGUCGUCCCUUCCCGCAAGCAAGCCCAGCUGACGGCCAUCGACUUGAUUACUUACGCGGCGGCCGCUGGAGACCCGAAGCAAUUUCUGCGGGGAUCUGGAAAGGAGGAUACGGAGGACGACGAGGGGAUGGGCAAAGGCGUGAAGGAAGUCGUGCUUCGGGAUACGCUCGCCAAAGGGGUCGGCUUUGUCCACCAAGGGAUGGCAGAGACCGACCGUCGGCGGGUGUGGGACCUGUAUGAGGCGGGGAUACUGCAGGUGGUGGUGGUCCCCCAGUCUAUGGUCUGGUCCGUGACGGCCAGGGCGCAUGCGGUGGUGAUCAUGGGCACCGAGUACUACGAAGGACGGGAGCAUCGGUACGUCGACUACCCCAUGACGGAUCUGCUCCAAAUGAUGGGGCUCGCGUCCAGGCCUGGGAAGGACAGGCUGGGCCUGUGCGUCGUGAUGUGCCACAAUACCAAGAAGGAGUACCUCAAGCGACUCCUUUACGAACCGCUUCCGGUAGAAAGCCACUUGAACCACUUCUUGCACGACCAUUUGAAUGCCGAGGUGGUGAACAAGACUGUGGAAACGCAGCAUGAAGCCUUACAAAUUUUGACCUGGACCUUUUUCUAUCGGCGCUUGGUGCAGAACCCCAACUACUAUGGCCUUCGGGCGGUGGGCUCUAGGCAACUUUCUGAAUUUUUGUCAGAUCUGGUUGAGAGCGUGGUUGAGGACCUGGCCCGCGCUAAGAUGUUGGAAGUCGAGGAGGACGUACAGCUCUCUCCCUUGAAUUUGGGAAUGAUUGCGGCGUACUACUACGUGCAAUACACUACGAUCGAGCUUUUCGCUUCGUCUGUCACGGCCAAGACGAAGGUUAAGGGCCUGCUGGAGAUCCUUUCGUCCGCUUCCGAGUAUGGGGACUUGGCGAUCCGACAGGGGGAGGAAAGGGUGCUGCAGCAGCUUGCCACACGCUUGCCCCAGAAACUCCCAGAAGGUGCACGAUUCACGGAGACGCAUGUGAAAGCCCUGGUUUUGCUCCAAGCCCAUUUCUCUCGCAUGGUCCUACCGACAGAGUUGCGGCAAGACCAACGGUCAGUGGUGGGGGAAGCGCCUCGGAUGCUGCAGGCGUUGGUGGACGUCGUCUCUUCGGAGUGCUGGCUCAAACCCUGCAUUGCCGCUAUGGAGCUGUGUCAGAUGGUGGUCCAGGGCCUAUGGGACCGGGACAGUUACCUCUUACAGAUCCCGCAUUUUACCAAGGAGAUCGUCAAGCGUUGCGAAGCACUUGCAGAUCCUGUGGAAAGCCCGCUUGGGAUCUUGGAAUUAGAUGACGAUGUCCGCGAGAAGCUGCUCCAGCUUCCCCCCGCAAAAAUGGCAGAUGUGGCUAGAUUUUGCAAUGCUUAUCCAAACAUUGAUUUGGAAUGGGAAGUGGUGGGCGGGGUGGACAGUGUUGUGGCAGGAAAGCCGAUCAGUGUCGUGGUAACCCUGGAGCGUGAAACCGAGGGCGGGGAGGAAGAGGAGGGAGGCGUGCCUGUGACAAAGCAAGUGGUGGCCCCUCUUUACCCGAAGCCCAAGAUGGAGGCUUGGUGGUUGAUCGUGGGAGACCCCGCCAGGAACUCUCUAUUGUUUAUCAAGAGGGUGAACAAUGUGGCAAAGCGAACGCGGACACGGCUGAACUUUGCGGCCCCCACAGAGGCGGGCGAUCAUGAUUUGAAGCUGUACUUCAUUUGUGACUCGUACAUGGGAGCAGAUCAGGAGUAUGACCUGUCCCUCUCUGUAUUGCCGGGAGAGAGCGACGAGGAAGAGAGUGAAAGCGAAGGAGAAAAGAUGGACGUGGACAAGAAGUAG
Molecule: messenger RNA, 5343 nt
Organism: Nannochloropsis gaditana CCMP526
Gene: SNRNP200
Product: pre-mRNA-splicing helicase BRR2
Exons: 2
Coding region: 1-5343 (1780 amino acids)
Cellular component (GO): nucleus
Molecular function (GO): nucleic acid binding; ATP binding
Source: RefSeq, a predicted model, not a curated record